AUGGCGACCUUUAUAAAUCUGGAAGACUCCCCAAUGUUUCAGAAACAGGUUUGUUCCUUGGAAGGGACAGCUGAAGAGCUUAAAGAUUGUUGUCAGAAGCUUUACAAAGGUGUUAAGAAGUUUAUGGGAGUUUUGGGAGAAGCAUCCAAAGGAGAAAGUGCCUUUGCGGAUUGUCUGGAACAAUUUGGAGCUGGACAUGAUGAUCCUGUGGAGCAUGUGUUACUUGAGAGAUUGAUGAACUUUAUCAAUGUUGAUCUACAAGAAGCUAAGGAGUCUCGCCAUCGAUUUGAUAAAGCUGCUCAUUCGUAUGAUCAGUCUCGUGAAAAGUUCGUGUCUCUCAAGAAGAAUACCAGAGGAGAAACUUUUGCAUACAAUUCAGAGCAAAGAAUGCUUGGGAUAUGCUUCACAAGGAGGAAGCUUUGCCGCGCAUUACUACAUCUUCUUCUGAACUUGGGAGGUGGAAUCAGCUGCAGGGAUGUUACAGAGAUUGGUGGAGUAUCCGGUAUUGGAAAGACUCAGAUUGGCAAGUGUUUGUCUACUGACUCCUUUUUAUAA
Eruca vesicaria subsp. sativa (arugula) is the source of this 555-nucleotide messenger RNA. NCBI's taxonomy places the organism in Eukaryota, Viridiplantae, Streptophyta, Magnoliopsida, Brassicales, Brassicaceae. The record is from the annotation of a GenBank genome assembly.